GUUGUAGUAUUGAAAGCAACCCUAACAUUCAGUAGCUGUUCAGCUUACUCAUGAUCAUGAUGCAUUUGGAAGAAGAUCUAUUUGUGCUUGAUGAAGCGGAUGAUACCAUCUGUGAAGAAAUACCUUCACGAUCCCCAGAAAUCAUGUCAGUAGGAUCUCAUUCAUUCUCCCCAGGAGGCCCUAAUGGGAUCAUUAGAAGUCAAUCCUUUGCUGGUUUCAGUGGUCUUCAAGAAAGACGAUCCAGAUGUAAUUCCUUCAUUGAGAAUUCCCCUAUACUCAAAAAACCCCAAGCCAAAGUGAAGAAAGCACACCAUUUGGGGCACAAAAGUAACAGCUCAGCUAAGGAGCCGCAACCUGAAAGAGUGGAGGAAGUUUACAAGGCCUUGAAGAAUGGAUUGGAUGAAUAUUUGGAAGUGCAUCAAACAGAACUGGAUAAAUUAAGUACUCAAUUGAAGGACAUGAAAAGAAAUUCACGACUGGGAGUGCUGUAUGAACUUGACAAACAAAUGAAAGCAAUUGAAAGAUAUAUGAGAAAGCUUGAGUUUCAUAUCAGUAAGGUAGAUGAACUCUUUGAAGCCUACUGUAUCCAAAGGCGGCUUCGUGAUGGUGCCAGCAAAAUGAAGCAAGCAUAUGGGUUGUCUCCUGCUAGCAAGGCAGCUCGAGAGAGUUUAUCAGAAAUCAACAAAACCUAUAAAGAAUAUACUGAGAACAUGUGCACCAUUGAAGGAGAGCUGGAAAAUUUAAUGGGGGAGUUCUGCAUCAAGAUGAAAGGUCUGGCUGGCUUUGCUCGACUUUGCCCUGGAGAUCAGUAUGAGAUUUUCAUGAGGUAUGGCCGUCAAAGAUGGAAACUAAAAGGCAAAAUAGAAGUCAAUGAUAAGCAAAGUUGGGAUGGAGAAGAAAUGAUCUUCCUCCCCCUUAUUACUGGGCUAAUCUCCAUUAAGGUCACAGAAGUUAAAGGUCUUGCCACUCAUAUUUUGGUUGGAAGUGUUACUUGUGAAACGAAAGACUUGUUUGCUGCUCAGCCUCAGGUUGUCGCUGUGGAUAUCAAUGACCUUGGCACAAUAAAGCUGAAUCUGGAAAUCACUUGGCAUCCAUUUGAUGUGGAGGACAUUACCCCAUCAACGGGCAACACGAACAAAGCAUCAGCUAUUCAGAGAAGGAUGUCCAUUUACAGUCAAGGCACCCCAGAAACACCCAUUUUCAAGGAUCAGUCAUUCUUUUCAAAUUUACCAGAUGAUGUUUUUGAAAAUGGAACAGCGGAAAAUGAGAAAAGUUCAUUAUCUUUCAGUUUCAUUGACAUUACCAGUGAACAUUGUACUACAUCAUAUAGUUCAACGGACUCGUCCUUUACGAUAAAUAAUUCCAAUCCUGAAAUUGCCAUAAUCCCAGAUCCCAGUGGGAAAAGGUUAUCCAAACCUGACCCUGUAUACAAUAUUCAUUCAAGAUGUGAGGACUCCACAUCUGAAUCCAACGACUUAACAUCACAAGAGCACGGUGAAAAUAUGAUUACAAAUCUAGAUUCUGAACUUUGCCAAACUUCUCCUCAUUUGAGAGGCAACAGUGUGAUUUUAGCAAGUAGUGCCUCAGAGUCACUUCUUCCGGAUACAGAUGAGUUAUCAGAUGUCAAACCUGUAGAGCUGGAUACCUUUGAAGGCAAUAUCACAAAGCAGCUGGUUAAAAGACUGACAUCUGGAGAGGGCCCAAUGACACCUGAAAAAUGUCAUUGUGAGGGGUCAAUUAGUGGAGAAUCUGAAGGCUAUAAAUCAUGUGUUGAUGGAAGUCUAGAAGAAGCAUUUCAGGGGCUUCUGUUAGCUCUUGAACCUCAUAAAGAACAGUUUAAAGAAUUCCAGGAAUUGGACCAAGGAAUUAUACAUCUAGAUGAGAUCCUAAAAUGCAGACCAAUAGUAAGUCACAGCAGGUCAUCCAGCUUAAGCCUAACAGUUGAGAGUGCACUGGAAAGUUUUGAUUUCCUCAACACUUCUGACUUUGAGGAUGAAGGCGGUACUGAUGAGCUUUGCGAUGGUGCUCGUGGUGCAGACUCUGUGUUCUCAGACACAGAAAUCGAGAAAAACAGUUACAGGUCAGAACACCCAGAAGGCAGAGGGCAUCUCAGCGAAGCAUUGACGGAAGACACGGGCGUUGGAACCAGUGUGGCUGGAAGUCCUCUGCCGUUGACCACCGGAAGUGAAAGCCUUGAUAUCACCAUAGUCAAGCACUUGCAGUACUGUACACAGCUUAUCCAGCAAAUUGUAUUCUCUAGCAGAACUCCCUUUGUCACAAGGUCUCUUCUGGAUAAACUAUCCCAACAAAUUUUAGUGAUUGAGAAUCUUGCAGAGAUCAGCAGUGAGACCCUGGGAAGCUUCAGACCUAUAAGUGAAGCAAUUCCAGAAUUUCAGAAAAAGAUAUCGCUUCUUUCUUUCUGGAAUAAGUGUACCAAUUCUUCUGGGUUGUAUCACACCUCUGCAGACAAAAUGGUCAAACAACUGGAUAUCACUUUUUCUACAGUGGUGAAUGGCGAAUGUCCAGGGCUUUCAGAAACAGUGUUCAGAACUUUGAUUUCUCAUAUCUUGGACCGUACAGAACCUCUCCUCUCCUCCAGUCUGUCCUUGGAAAUCAUAACAGUUUUUCAGUAUUACAACUAUUUUGCUCAUAAAAAUGUUAGUGAUCUGGCUAACUAUUUGCUUCAGCUUGCAAGAGAAGCUUUAAUGGUACAAACUCUGCAGUCUUUAAGAGAUGACAAGUUCUUGCAGAAUAAGGCCAAUUUAACCUCCAUAAGUCUCUCACCUCAACAAGAAGUGCUGAAAUCUUUGGCUGUCCUUCUGACUGAAAAUAAAAGGGAAACCUAUGAAGCUGUGGCAACAAUAUUGUCAGCUGCUGCAGCAGAAAACAAACACUUCAGAGAAAAGGCUUUAAUUUAUUACUGCGAGAGCCUUGCCCAACCCAGUCUCCAUCUGCAGAAGGCUGCUUGCCUGGCCUUGAAAUGCCUUCAGGCAACUGAAAGUAUUAAAAUGCUGGUCACUCUUUGCCAGUCUGGCAAUGAAGAAGUUAGGAAUACAGCUUCUGAAACCUUGCUCUCUCUUGGAGAAGAUGGACGGCUGGCAUACGAACAGCUAGACAAAUUCCCCCGUGAAUUUGUUAAAGUUGGUGGUCGACGCACAACUGAAGUGGCUACAGCUUUUUAAAUGUUCCAUUUGUACUUUAAAAUAUGCCAAUUUCAUCUGAACCAAGAUGGUCCUGUAAAAAAACUGGAAGUUCAAUACUCAUUAUUUUGAAAAUUGUUUUGUAACUUAGGAACUUACCAGCGUUAAAAAAAGAGAGAGGAUUUAAUAUAUGGGCUGCUGUUGGCUCUUCUAUGUAGUGUAUAGUGAAAUAUUGAUUUGUUGAAGAAUAUGAUAAUCUUGUUUUUUUGUGAAAUCCAUGUAAUUGAUGUAAAGCUUUGGAAAAAUGAGAGAUGUUUUGAAAUUGUAAGAUAUGUUAAAUAGAGCAGUGUGUGUUUGGUGGGCAUAAUUGUGCCAGUUUGCAAUAUGUGAUACUGUGUUGAAAACAUUGAAAAGCAAACAUUUAUAUAAGAGCCACAGUGGCGCAGUGCUUAGAAUGCAGUACUUCAGGCUAUUUCUGCGGACUGCUAGCUACCUGCAAUUUGGCAAUUCGAAUCUGCCAGGCUCA
Molecule: messenger RNA, 3666 nt
Organism: Pseudonaja textilis
Lineage: Eukaryota; Metazoa; Chordata; Lepidosauria; Squamata; Elapidae
Gene: RIPOR2
Product: RHO family interacting cell polarization regulator 2
Source: RefSeq, a predicted model, not a curated record